Messenger RNA from Jaculus jaculus (lesser Egyptian jerboa), 777 nucleotides. It is a transcript of the gene Ccn5, whose product is annotated as cellular communication network factor 5. The record is from RefSeq and is a predicted model, not a curated record. Bases 25 to 777 code for a protein of 250 amino acids. The transcript has 4 exons. Lineage: Eukaryota; Metazoa; Chordata; Mammalia; Rodentia; Dipodidae. Gene Ontology annotation, cellular component: extracellular region; extracellular matrix. Gene Ontology annotation, molecular function: heparin binding; integrin binding. Gene Ontology annotation, biological process: signal transduction; cell adhesion.
UGGCUCCACAGGGAACACAGUGACAUGAAAGCCACACUGCAGACCCGCCUCCUGGCCAUCUCCUUCAUCUGCCUGCUCUCAGAGGUGUACGCUCAGCAGUGCCAGACCCCCUGUGUCUGCCCCUGGACGCCACCCCAAUGUCCGCCAGGGGUACCCUUGGCUCUGGAUGGUUGUGGGUGCUGCCUGGUGUGUGCACGACAGUUGGGGGAGUCCUGUGACCAUCGGCACGUCUGCGACACGAUGCAGGGCCUGGUCUGCCAACCUGGCACGGGCCCCAGUGGCCUUGGAGCUGUUUGCCUCUUGAGAGAGGACAACGGGAGCUGUGAGGUGGAUGGACGCCUAUACCAGGAAGGGGAGACCUUCCAGCCCAGUUGCAGGACCUACUGUCGCUGCGAGGACGGGGGUGUCACCUGCCUGCCGCUGUGCCACGAGGAUGUGCGGCUGCCCAGCGCAGACUGCCCACACCCCAGGAGGGUGGAGAUCCCAGGCAGGUGCUGCCCUGAGUGGGUGUGCAGCCAGGGAGCGGCACUGGGGAACUGGCCCUAUGCCGCCCAAGGACGCCAGAUUCCUGGCCUUGCCGCCACCUCACCUGCUGGCAUCCCCUGCCCAGAAUGGAGCACAGCCUGGGGUCCCUGCUCAACCACCUGUGGACUGGGUUUGUCCACCCGUGUGUCCAACCAGAACAGCUUCUGCCGACUGGAGACCCAGCACCGCCUGUGUCUGCCUAGACUCUGUCCACCACCCAGGGGUCGCAGACCAUGGGACAGUGCCUUCUAG